AUCUCUUUGAAAACCCUGACUUCCUGGAAUCUCCUCAUCUCCCAUUGCCGAAAGCCCUAACUUCCAGUGGAAACGGGAGAAAUUAAGCAGCAGCCAUGAAGGUGUUCGAAAUCAAUGGGCACUCUCUCUGUCUCGCCCUCUUCACUGACGUCUCGAACUCCAAGGAACUCCUGGAUUCUAUGCAAGCUGGAACACUGGAGCCAGAAGUUGCAUUUCUUAAUGCAUCACUAAUUCCAGAUGUUUUCCCUGUUCUAGCAGCUGCUCAUAAAACACUUCUAGCCAAAUCACGGGAGUCACUGACCACACGCACUCUUCAUUCUGAGCUUGUUUACAAUUACUCAGGAUCUAAGCAUAUUACAGAAUCCCUUAAAAGAUGUGGUAUCUCUGACCGCUCAACAUAUGUCCUUGUUGCUCGGUUCAACACUUCUCUUGAUGAGAUGAAAGACAUAGACAAACUUAUCCAUGGAAAGGAAAUUGACUUGGAGGAGAUGGAAGGAAGGGCAGACCAAGCCCAGAUACACAAGCACUACAAAAUUACUGGCCCGGAACUAGGAAUAUCCUCACUUGCAGAUGCUAUUACAUGCCGGAUCGCUUCACGUGAUGCUUUGUGAGAAGCAAGAGUUACUUUUCUUGUUUUCCCCAUGUCCAUCUCUUGUCAUCCGCCAUUGUUUUCCUUCUCAGAGGAUGAUAUUCUAGGAUUUCAAUCUGCAACUCGAUGCAACACGGUGUUUGUAACGUUACAAAUGAAUGACUUAAACAUCUUUAUUACAGCAAAAACCAGAUCUAUUAUCUGCAGUCCUCCAUAUGAGGAUCAUGCCAAACUUUGAAGAAGGUAUUCGGCUAUAUGCUGCUAUGGAAAUACCGGUGUCGAUUUGCUAUUUUACUUAUAAAUUGCUCCCUGUUUGGCUCAAAGUUUUGAUCAGCAAGGAAGUUCUUAACAGAGUGUGGAGCUAUAAGAGCUCCCAAGAUAUUUGCCAGGAUGGGAAGCAUUAUCCAGAAAGGGCUUAGUCCUACCAUGUUAAUUAGACUGCUAAUUUCUGAAUUCGACACAUUUAAUGUGGACACGCCAUUAAAUGUGCAUGAUGCCAUGUUUGCUUUGUUCCUUGGAAGUUGGAAAUGAAAGGAAAUGGAGUGAUUUCUCUCUUGGA
Molecule: messenger RNA, 1148 nt
Organism: Vitis vinifera (wine grape)
Lineage: Eukaryota; Viridiplantae; Streptophyta; Magnoliopsida; Vitales; Vitaceae
Exons: 6
Coding region: 96-611 (171 amino acids)
Biological process (GO): tRNA threonylcarbamoyladenosine modification; telomere maintenance via recombination
Cellular component (GO): nucleus; cytosol; EKC/KEOPS complex
Source: RefSeq, a predicted model, not a curated record